GAAGUGUUUAUUUCCUUCUUGAGAAUUAAUACAUUCCUUUUAUUUUUCAGAAAUAUGUUUUUCACUAUGUCACAGGCACUUGGGAAUGUCCAGAGUGCGUCAGUGUUGUGGAAGCUUGGGGUUUUGUGUGUGCUUUGUCUGGGUUGGUUGUCUUAGUUUCAGUGAGCCUGGUAUUCGUGAGACAAAGGUCAGGAGUUCCAUUUAGCUUUAGUCUGAAUGAUGGCCCGGGAGUACACCUCUUGCUCCCACCAGCUGUCUUGGAAAUUCCUCAGUUGUCAUUGGUCACAAAGGUGACUGGAUGACAGUGGAUCUUUAUAUCACUGGCAGAAUGUAGAGGAAACUUAGCCUUGGAACUUGACAGACCUGUGUUAAACUACUACUACUUUUUUUUUUUUUAAUUCAUUUAUAAAUACAGUAAGACUAAAGGACAGUUUUCUUAAACACAUAGAACUAACUUAAAUCAAGAUUGAGUGAUCUGGGACUAUUUCCUGUAUGUUUUGCCUCAAUUACAAUCUAUAGGAAUCAGAAGUUGUGGGAAUACGCAGGCUCAGACUCAAGGCCCAGCUUCUCCAGCAUUGUGAAAAGGGAUUCUACAGCAAGGCUCAGAGCGCUAUGCUCCCCUGGGCUACUUGAACAGAGCCUAGGGGAAAGUGACCUCCUGGAAUGGCCAUUAAGAAGUAGAUGCCCAGAUGAAAUGGUGAUGAAACAGUCCAUUUGUCUUAAAGUAAGAUGCAGCUGUGGCUUUUCAACCAGUUUAGAACAAAGGUAUAUGUGUUUUUCUCAGAAAAGAAUUCCACAAGGUUAAAUCAGGAAACAAAGAAGACAUGGUAUUUUGAAAUAUGAUUAAACUCCUGAUGCAGCAGCAGAGGAUAAGAAUAUUAAUGGCCAGAUCUAGUGCUCACAUGGUCUUCUGAAGAAGCCAUGGGUAGCUGUUGUAGCUGUCCAGAUAAAGACACUGUCCCAGAUAACCAUCGGAACAAGUUUAAGGUCAUUAAUGUGGAUGAUGAUGGGAAUGAGUUAGGUUCUGGCAUAAUGGAACUUACAGAUACAGAACUGAUUUUAUAUACCCGCAAACGUGACUCAGUAAAAUGGCACUACCUCUGCCUGCGACGCUAUGGCUAUGACUCAAAUCUCUUUUCUUUUGAAAGUGGUCGAAGGUGUCAAACUGGACAAGGAAUCUUUGCCUUUAAAUGUGCCCGUGCAGAAGAAUUAUUUAACAUGUUGCAAGAGAUUAUGCAAAAUAAUAGUAUAAAUGUGGUAGAAGAGCCAGUUGUAGAAAGAAAUAAUCAUCAGACAGAAUUGGAAGUCCCUAGAACACCUCGAACACCUACAACUCCAGGCUUUGCUGCUCAGAACUUACCCAAUGGAUAUCCCCGAUAUCCCUCCUUUGGAGAUGCUUCAUCCCAUCCUUCAAGCAGACAUCCCUCUGUGGGAAGUGCUCGCCUACCUUCAGUUGGUGAAGAAUCUACACAUCCUCUGCUUGUGGCUGAGGAACAAGUACAUACCUAUGUCAACACUACAGGUGUGCAAGAAGAGCGGAAAAACCGCGCAAGUGUUCAUAUCCCAUUGGAGGCGAGGGUUUCCAGUGCUGAAAGCAACACACCAAAAGAAGAACCAAGUAGUAUUGAAGACAGGGAUCCUCAGAUUCUUCUUGAGCCUGAAGGAGUCAAGUUUGUUUUAGGACCUACCCCUGUUCAGAAGCAAUUAAUGGAAAAAGAGAAACUGGAGCAACUUGGGAGAGAGCAAGUUAGCGGAAGUGGUGCAAAUAACACAGAAUGGGACACUGGCUAUGAUAGUGAUGAACGAAGAGAUGCACCUUCUGUUAACAAACUGGUGUAUGAAAACAUAAAUGGGCUAUCUAUCCCUAGUGCCUCAGGGGUCAGGAGAGGUCGUCUGACAUCCACCAGUACCUCAGAUACCCAGAAUAUCAACAACUCAGCUCAGAGAAGAACUGCGUUAUUAAACUAUGAAAAUUUACCAUCUUUGCCUCCUGUUUGGGAAGCUCGCAAACUAAGUAGGGAUGAAGAUGACACUUUAGGACCAAAGACCCCAUCUCUAAAUGGCUACCAUAAUAAUCUAGAUCCAAUGCAUAACUAUGUAAAUACAGAGAAUGUAACAGUGCCAGCAAGUGCUCACAAAAUAGACUAUUCAAGGCGUCGGGACUGUACACCGACAGUCUUUAACUUUGAUAUCAGACGCCCAAGUUUAGAACACAGGCAGCUCAAUUAUAUACAAGUUGACUUGGAAGGCGGCAGUGACUCUGACAACCCUCAGACUCCCAAAACACCUACCACUCCCCUUCCACAAACCCCUACCAGGCGCACAGAGCUGUAUGCUGUGAUAGACAUCGAGAGAACUGCUGCUAUGUCAAAUUUGCAGAAAGCACUGCCACGAGACGAUGGUACAUCUAGGAAAACUAGACAUAAUAGUACUGAUCUGCCCAUGUGAGCCUGGAAAGCAUUACAUUGUUUGCACCUUUGUGAAGUUUUUAAAAAUGAAGAUGCAAGUGCUUCAUUUUCACUUCUACACUAACUCCUUUUAUAGACUGAAUAUUUCAUGUGCAUCUUUGACUAAAGGGAAUUAAUGUAGAGCAGGUACUCCUUAAAGAACACUAAUUUCGUUAUAUACUACUCAUUAUUGUACAGCGCAUUUCCAUUUUCACAGUGCCUAUUUAAAAUGAGAGUUGAAGUGAAUGACAUGCUGGUUGAUUUUUAUUCAAUAUUCUGUACUUACACAUAUCUUUCAUGUCUAAGUCAUGGUUGGCAUUUCAGACAUUUUCUAAAGCCUCUUGGUAAUGUGCAUUGCUAACAGAUAACUCUAGGCUUUGAAAGUAGUAUUUGUAGAUUCACUGUUCACAGUAUGUGGUCUCCAGCAUGUAACAUGAGGAAUCCUCUAUUUCAUUAAAUAAAGGCUUUUUGACUUGAGCCAAAACACAUGUAAAGAAAAUAGAUGAACCACACCUCCUUUUAUACCAGUCAGCUCCUUUGCCUUCAGUGUUACUAGAAAGUGUCCUACGUUGUGAAUAUAGUUUGUUAUUGAAAUGUUGAAAGGCAGGCAGGAGAUAAGAUUGUUUACUCAUCUCAUGAUGUCAUUUGAAGGGCAUGUCCAGAUAUCUUACUCAGAAUUACAGUAGGCUUAGGAAUCAGUCUCAGGUCACUUUACCCAAAAACAUUUAAAACUCUAAACCGUGAUCUCUUGAAGUUUCUCUCCUAUAGGUUAUUGACAGCAUGUUGUUUUCGGGAGGCAUUUGUGCCAUUAGGUUCCCCUUUACCUUCAGUUUUUUUUCUUUGGUGUUUGGG
This is a messenger RNA of Castor canadensis (American beaver), 3299 nucleotides long. The record is from RefSeq and is a predicted model, not a curated record. Lineage: Eukaryota; Metazoa; Chordata; Mammalia; Rodentia; Castoridae.